GUCACAUGCACAGUGCGCGAAAAAGUGUGGAGCUGUUCACUCAAUCAACAUGGCGGGGUUGCAGUUGGGACGCUGGCUUGGACAAACUUGUAAAUUUUCUGGAAUCGCAGGGACGAUUUCUGCUUUAGUGACCGGUUUCAGACAACCACAUUUUACAAGAUGUAUAUCCACCUCGUCCCUCCACUGGGCAAAACAGGUGUCUUCUGUGCAUAUACCAGAAUUAGAAACUUUCGAAAAGAUGGGAUACACUUUCGAAAGUCACGAAGACCUGCAUCGAUUUUCGCUUCGUGAACCAGACAAGUUCUGGGGGACAUUUGCCCGGUCAAGGCUGCGGUGGUACGAGGACUUUGACAAGGUCUCGGAAGUCGAUUGGGCCGAGGGGGAAAAUGCCUGGUUUUUAGGCGGAAAGAUAAACGUGUCUGUGAACUGUAUUGAUCGUCAUAAGGAGGCCAAUCCAGACCGAGUUGCGCUCAUAUGGGAGAAAGAUGAACCGGGACAGGAAGAAAGGAUUACAUACAAACAGCUGUAUGAGAUGACCAAUCAGAUUGCCAAUACCUUGAGGAGCCACGGGGUGAAGAAGGGGGACCGGGUGGCCAUCUACAUGCCCGUCUCUCCACUAGCUGUGGCCUCUAUGAUGGCGUGUGCACGGAUCGGUGCUAUCCACAGUGUUGUGUUUGCUGGGUUCAGUGCGGAUUCCUUAGCAAGCAGGAUUAGAGAUGGUGAUGCCCAGACAAUCAUCACCUCUGACCAGGCGGUGAGGGGCGGCAAGCUGAUUGAUCUCAAGAAGACUGUGGAUAAUGCAGUCAGUCAGUGUCCCAGCAUACAGCGUGUCUUUGUAGCUCAGAGGACCGGAAACCCUGUGCCUAUGUCAAAGAUUGAUAUUCCACUGGAGGAGGCCAUGGCCAAAGAAUCCACCGAAUGCCAGCCGGAGAUCCUAGACUCUGAGGACCUUCUCUUCAUGUUGUAUACAUCGGGAUCCACCGGCACACCCAAGGGCCUGUCUCAUUCACAGGCGGGCUAUCUACUCUAUGCAACACUCACACAUCAGAUGGUGUUUGACUAUCAGCCUGAUGAUGUGUAUGCCUGUGUAGCAGACAUUGGUUGGAUCACAGGCCAUACCUAUGUAGUCUAUGGUCCGCUCAGCAAUGGUGCAACCACGGUCCUGUUUGAGAGUACGCCCACGUACCCUGAUCCAGGUCGCUACUGGGAGAUGGUACAAAGGUUAAAGUUGAACCAGUUCUACGGAGCCCCUACGGCAAUUAGACUCCUUCUAAAGUAUGAUACUUCCUACGUCACCAAAUAUGACCGUUCCACACUGAAGACUCUUGGCUGUGUUGGUGAGCCACUGAACCAUGAAGCUUGGGAAUGGUACAACGAUGUCGUCGGUGAGAAAAGGUGUUCCCUGGCAGAUACGUGGUGGCAAACAGAGACAGGAGGUAUUGCGAUCAGUCCCCGCCCAUCCAGCCCAGAGGCUGUGAUUCACCAUGGACCUAUGACGCCAUUCUUUGGCAUAGAGCCAGUCCUCAUGAAUGAUAUGGAUAACACGGUAGAGAUGACAGGCAACAGUGUGUCUGGAGCCUUGUGUGUCGGGAAACCCUGGCCAGGCAUCGCUCGCACCAUCUAUGGCAACCACCAACGAUACGUGGAGACUUACUUCAAACCAUACAAAGGUGUGUAUUUCAGUGGUGACGGGGCCCAUCGCGAUAGACGCGGCCAUUACCACAUCACUGGCCGUAUGGAUGAUGUCAUCAACGUCAGUGGUCAUCGUAUAGGAACUGCUGAGGUUGAAGAUGCUAUGGAUGAGCAUCCUGCCGUGGCAGAGACCGCUGUGGUAGGAUUCCCUCACGACAUCAAGGGGGAAGGUAUCUAUGCCUAUAUCAUUCUCAAGGAUGGAAUCAGCGAAUCUGAGGAGGAUAUCAUCAAGGAACUGAAGCAGAUGGUCCGACAGAAGAUAGCUGCUUAUGCCGUGCCGGAUAUGAUCCAGAUCACACCAGGCCUGCCUAAAACCCGAUCCGGUAAGAUCAUGCGCCGUAUUCUGCGUAAGGUGUGCGCUGAUCAGAGCGACGAAUUGGGUGACGUGACCACGCUGGCCGAGCCCUCGAUUGUUGAAGUCAUCGUCAACAACCACAAAAAGAUCAGUCAGAAAUGAGUGUCAGCGAUGCUUAUGCAAGAUGAUGCGCUUCCAAUGGUAUGAAUUUCUGACCAGUAGAACUUGAUAGGUAUUUGUUUUGGUUAAAACCUGGUGGAGGUUUUACUGUCCUUAACUUGUUCUUGGUCCAGAGCAUUCUUAGUUAUUUACUCUUUUCGGUUUUUCUAUGUUUGAACUAUAUUCCCCUUUUUAUUUU
Messenger RNA from Patiria miniata (bat star), 2345 nucleotides. It is a transcript of the gene acss1, whose product is annotated as acetyl-coenzyme A synthetase 2-like, mitochondrial. Bases 50 to 2149 code for a protein of 699 amino acids. The transcript is spliced from 16 exons. The record is from RefSeq and is a predicted model, not a curated record. Lineage: Eukaryota; Metazoa; Echinodermata; Asteroidea; Valvatida; Asterinidae. Gene Ontology annotation, molecular function: acetyl-CoA synthetase activity; AMP binding. Gene Ontology annotation, cellular component: mitochondrion.